AUGUCUCUGAAAUUCUUGUCCCUCGCUCUUGUGGCUGUCGCAACUGCGUCGCCAUUUGAGUCCAUGGCAAAGUCCACCAACGACGACCCUUAUGAGGCAUGCCAACCGCAAGGAGCAUCUGGCACGACACCACCAGCAGUCGGCACAGAGCUCAGCUCUCUCUACACCGAUAUCCUCUCUUCUAUCCAGGGUAUCACUUUCGACAAACGAUCUGUUCAUGGCCGUGCGGAUGGUUUUGGUUGCCGCCAGAGCCUGGACUGCGUCAACGUAAAGAACAUCAACAUCCCCAUGUGCUACGACAAGUUCACCACAAACUUCCAAUUCCCAGAUGGCUCUUUCGGAAACGUCGCUGCCGGAACCUACAACUCAGGAGGCACAGAGGUCAACCUCGUCAGCGGAGACUACACCAAAGAUGGCCAGAGUGCCAACAUCUACUCCAACAACGAGGCUGAGAAGCCCAACACGUCGACUCUUUCGAUUCCUGCGCAGUACACCGGUACCGGUGUCGGAGGUGCGAUCCCUGUCACAGAACUCGGAUCCAUCAUCGUCUACACAACCACCAUUCCCGCCGUAACAUACUCGGCGCCCACCACCGUUGCGGAAACCGUCGAGGUUGCAACCGUCAGCGGGUUGGAGGUUUCUACCACCGUACCCGCUAUCACCAUUACACAAGCCACGACGGUCGCUGCUAAGACCAAUGUUGUAACACAAACAAACACCGCUUCAGCUGCACCCACAAGCAGCGGAGCCGCUGGGCAGGUGUCUGUCGACACAACAAGGUCCUUCGGAAUGUCGAUGGUUGGUGCGUUGCUGUACGCGCUUUUGUAA
Molecule: messenger RNA, 828 nt
Organism: Alternaria atra
Lineage: Eukaryota; Fungi; Ascomycota; Dothideomycetes; Pleosporales; Pleosporaceae
Exons: 1
Coding region: 1-828 (275 amino acids)
Source: RefSeq, a predicted model, not a curated record